AAUUUUCCUUUCGCCUUUUGGUUUCAUCCAAAGUCUUUUUGAGCCGAGGUCCAGCUGGGCUUAUCUAAUAGAUUGAACUCAAUUAAUCAGUCACGUGAACACGCGAUAAGGUUGGAUCCGUCUCGCGUUGAUUUUUGCGUUUUUGCGAUUCCUAGGUCCCUCUUCUGUAGGGGUAACACCCGUAGAUACCUAGUUACAAGCUGCUUCAGAGCCUUUCAGAGCGAUAUGCUCGACCCAUCUUCAAACAUUGCCUGCUGAACAAUGGCAUUUUUAGCCAGACGAAUGCUUCAUUUUCUCCAACCAGCGAGGCCUACCAUAUCAUAUAUAAUGGCUAGGAUGAACCGACAUUCGUCAUGGGCAAGUCUCGCUGGUUCGCUAAAGUCUUUCUUGCCUAGGCAGCCAGAAAAACCGCGUUUGCUUCCCACAAGUGGUUUCCAAACCAUUGACUCAAAUAUAGUGAUUGAAGAGGAGGCAAUCCCUGACUAUAAAGCCGAUCGAUUCUAUCCCGUUAAACUCGGAGAAGUUUUUGAAGGCCGCUUCCAAGUGAUUGCGAAGCUAGGAUUUGGCUCAUCAUCGACUAUUUGGUUGGCCAGGGACCUCAGGCGUCAUGAAUAUGUAGCCUUAAAGGUAUACGUGCAUACGUCCAAAUACCUCAGGGAACCUCCGUUUUACGAUCAUAUUUCUCGCCAUCUUACAAAUACGAAAUCACAAUAUGAACGACAAAACAUACGACGAGUAUUGAGCACCUUUCAACUAGCUGGACCCCAUGGUAUACACCCCGUUUUAGUCUGUGAAGCAUCGCAGAUGAGCCUCCGUGAUAUGAAGACCGUCUUCUUUCCCAAUGGUUUUGAAGAAUCUUUUGUCAAGGCGGCUACAAUUGAGCUCCUUAAGGCUGUAGAUUUCCUCCACACCCGCGCAGGGGUCGUUCACACCGAUAUACAUCCUGGCAACUUGCUACUGGGCUUGUAUGAUAACAAUGUACUCCAAGUUCUCGAAAAGAUGGAAUUUGAUUCGCCUGUUCCUCGCAAGCCGGUUUCGGACUCUCGGACUAUCUAUAUGUCGCGACUCGGUAAACCCAAAGAAGGGCCAAUGCUGUUAUCUGACUUCGGAGAGGCAAGAAUUGGCCCAGGACCCCAUGGCGGAGAUAUUAUGCCACUUGAAUUCAGGGCUCCUGAGGUUCUACUAUAUGUAGGCUGGAGUUAUCCGGUUGAUAUCUGGAGUGUUGGGCUUACAGCCUGGGACUUGCUCGGGUGCCAGAGGCUCUUCACAGCUCGAGAUGAAGAGGAUGGUCAGGCGUAUGAUGCGGUUCAUUUUGCUGAGAUGAUUGCAGCCCUGGGUCCUCCGCCAGCUGAAUUUUUGGCCAAGAACCCUGAGCGACGAGCUGAUUUCUGGGGCGAGAAAGGUAUGUUAACCAUCCGAGAGAGCCUUUCCUGGUUCGUUGGUAUAUUAAAUAAAUCUAGGUGAAUGGCUGGAGCUGGCACCCAUCCCAGAAGGCAGAACACUUGAAUCCGUUGAGAACCGGCUGGAAAACAACGAGAAAUUCUUGAAGUUCAUACGGCGAGCUCUGACUUGGAUGCCUGAAGAGAGACCUACGGCAAAACAGCUAAUGCAGGAUCCUUGGUUGACAUCGUAGAAACAAACAGCUGAUUCCGGACCACCCUGGAAAACAGCAUGUGCCAUCAGUAAUGGGCAAUCGUUCAGUUCAGAGGCACAAACAACUCGACUCCAGAUCGUGGAUAAUUAACACAAAACUCCGAGAGGAUUAUUUCUUGCAGCUAUAAAGCCAGGUUGAGCAUAACCAACUAGUUAAUGGAUCAAGAAAAUGCGGGUAACUUUGCGAGCUGACAAACAAGACCGACCUCUAGCUCGCCCUUAACAUAAAAGCUGCCACUGAGCCGAAAGAGAAAGCCCACACCAGUGGCCAGCUAGUUAUACAGUUAAUGAUUUCUUUGGCAAUAUGGAGCACUCCUCGAGGAUCGCCUGGAGCCUGCCCGCCUAAACUUCCUUCAGAGCGGGAGACGCUGUGUCCAGUCCGCUCUCUUUGGCUUAUAAGCUUAACUGCUCAGCUAAUAAGCUGCCUUCUGUUGCGGAGAAGUUACGUAGUUGUGCAUGCGCCGCUGCGGCAGGAGUUCACUGCUUACUCCGUACUUCGAAUGUUCCUUAACUAGCUAGUUGUCUAGUUUAUGUGUCACAGAGGCGAUAUCCCAACAUUUCAGUCCUGCAUGUCGACCUACACUUCUACUCUC
Messenger RNA from Trichophyton rubrum CBS 118892, 2246 nucleotides. RefSeq names its product CMGC/SRPK protein kinase. The transcript has 4 exons. The record is from RefSeq and is a predicted model, not a curated record. NCBI's taxonomy places the organism in Eukaryota, Fungi, Ascomycota, Eurotiomycetes, Onygenales, Arthrodermataceae. The coding region runs from base 262 to 1464 and encodes 400 amino acids. Gene Ontology annotation, molecular function: ATP binding; protein kinase activity. Gene Ontology annotation, biological process: regulation of mRNA processing; spliceosomal complex assembly; protein phosphorylation.